Messenger RNA from Choloepus didactylus (southern two-toed sloth), 3353 nucleotides. RefSeq names its product small nuclear ribonucleoprotein U11/U12 subunit 48 (gene SNRNP48). Gene Ontology annotation, cellular component: U12-type spliceosomal complex; cytosol; nucleoplasm. NCBI's taxonomy places the organism in Eukaryota, Metazoa, Chordata, Mammalia, Pilosa, Megalonychidae. Bases 32 to 1054 code for a protein of 340 amino acids. The transcript is spliced from 9 exons. The record is from RefSeq and is a predicted model, not a curated record.
GCGGCUUCCUGCUCUCUCGCCCGGCGCCGCCAUGGAGGACGAGCCUCCUCCGGUUGAGGAGCGGCGGCGGCUCCAGCAGGAGCUGAGCGACUUCGUGGAGAGUUGCUGCCGGACACUGGAGGAGGUGACGGCGUCGCUGGGCUGGAGCCUGGACCGGUUGGACCCUGGGGACGAGGAGGAGGCGCCGGAGGAUGAAGUUGUGAUAUGCCCUUAUGAUUCCAAUCAUCACAUGCCUAAAUCAUCUUUAGCAAAGCACAUGGUAUCAUGUAGAUUGAGGAAACUGGGCUACACCAAAGAAGAAGAGGAUGAGAUGUAUAAUCCUGAAUUUUUCUAUGAGAAUGUGAAGAUACCUUCAGUUACGUUGAAUAAGGACUCACAAUUCCAGAUAAUUAAACAAGCUAGAACUGCAGUUGGAAAAGAUGGUGAUUGUUAUAAUCAAAGGAUUUAUUCUUCUUUACCUGGUGAAGUUCCUCUGAAUCACAAACGGUUUGUUUGUGAUCUAACCCAAGCUGAUCGUCUCGCCAUCUAUGAUUUUGUAAUUGAGGAGACAAAGAAAAAGCGUUCCAGUUCUCAGAUCAUUGAAAAUGACAGUGAUCUCUUUGUAGACUUGGCUGCGAAAGUCAAUCAAGAUAAUAGCCGGAAAAGUCCAAAAUCUUACCUUGAAAUCCUGGCGGAAGUGAGAGAUUAUAAAAGAAGACGCCAGUCCUACAGAGCUAAAAAUGUUCAUAUAACCAAGAAAUCAUACACUGAGGUGAUCCGGGAUGUGAUCAAUGUACACAUGGAAGAACUCAGUAGUCAGUGGCAGGAAGAGCAGGAAAAAGCCGAGGAUGAUGCUGAAAAGAAAGAAGAAAGGCGAUCAGCUUCAGUAGAUUCACGGCAGUCUGGUGGAAGCUAUUUGGAUGCUGAAUGUUCACGACAUAGAAGGGAUCGAAGUAGGAGCCCACACAAACGAAAGAAAAGUAAAGAUAAGGAUAAAAACUGGGACUCAAGAAGAAAGAAAGAGAGGGAUGGGGAAAGACACCAUAGUCACAAAAGAAGAAAGCAGAAAAUAUAAAUGCAGUGUUUGUGUAUGUAUUAAUUAUGCCAUGAAAACCAGUAUGCUGAUAUUUUCAUUGUAAUUGCUUUGAGUAGGGGAAUGUAUUUUUCUGGUCUGUUUAGUGCUCAGAUCAUUCUUUUUCAAUAAAUACUUAGGUCCCAAACCAUGCCUAUACUAUUAUGCCCUGUAACUUUGCUUUCCUUAUUGUUACAGAUGAUUUGCUUCUUUUUAGUGAUUUUGUUUCAUUCUUUUUUGGUACUAAUGCAUCAUAACAUUCUUUAAUUAAAAAUUCAAUGCUUAAUUAUAUAAGUAAUACGUAAAUACAUUCUCAUUGUGAAAAAUUGGACCUUGUAAAUAAGGCUGAGGUACUCUUGGGGCACCACCUGCAAUCCCUCUGCCCACACCACAGGUAACUGCUGUUUCCUCUCCAUUGGUGAAUUCUAACAGGGAAACACAACCUCAGUAUUUAUCAGAAGGGGUGCAACCUGGCUAAAUAAAAUGUGGCUUAGUUAUGGAAUAGAUUACUAUGUUGGAGUUAAAAGAAAUAAAUGAAAUCUAUAUUAACAUGGGCAGAUCUGAGAAACAUAAUGCUAAGUGAAAAUAGCAAGUUGCAGAAAGAUACAUGCAGUUUAUAUCUCUGUAAAAAAAAAUGCUGUACAUUUUCAGUGGUUAAAUAUGUAUAUAAAUAUCUUUUAAGCAUACCGAAGAAUCUAUACCAAACUGAUAGCAGUGGUUAUUUGGAGAAAGGGUGGAGGUGGGAGAGAUUAGGGGUGGAGACAGACUGGGAGGGUGUAGAGAGAACUCUAGCUUUAUUCACAAUGUAUUAAUUUUUAAAAAUAAGGUAUCCAUAUUUCAUUAAUGAAUUAAAAAAUAAUUACAGCUAUACUGUCUUUGGUUUUUUUAAAAUCUACUUUAUUGAGGUAUUAUUUAUAUGCAAUGAAAUCCUCCCCCUUAAAGUGUACAUUUUAAUGAGUAUUUACAAAUAUAUGUAUAUAUUCCCCUGAGUAACCACCACAGCAAUCAAGAUAUGGAACAUUUCCAUCACCCCAAAAGAUCCCUUGUACCCCUUUCUCAGUCAUUUCUCCCAACCACAGCCUCAGAUAACCUACAGUUCCUCUUUUUGUUAAUAUAGAUUCGAUUUACCUUUUCUAGCAUUCAUGUCAUGAAUAAUAUUAUAAGUAGUUCUGUCUGCCUUCUUCUACUCAGCUCAUUUUUGAGACUCAUCCAUGUUGUGUGUGUUAGUAGUUCAUUCCUUCUGUGCUGCUGAGGAUAUUGUAUUGUAUCAUGGGUCAUUCAGGUGAAACUUUGGCAUUGAAUGUUAAGCAUCUCAAGGCCAAGUGGCAACGUGUCAUGGACUUGAAUCUUGGAAACCCAGGUUAAAGAUUCCUUUGUGGUUUCCAAAUAGAUAUGAAACCUGAAUUACUUCAUGUUAUCUGACAAUGACAGAGUGAUUAGAUUUAGAUCACAGUGGGUGUUAGGCUUCAGGUCUGGGAAACAGCUCUCAGAUUUCUAAGUUGGAAAUCAGUAGGUCGCCUGUCAAGAUAUAGUCCUCCUAUAGCCAUUGUAUUGAUUUCUAAAAAUCACGACGGCAUGGACUUGGGAAUUACUAUAAUAUUGAGCCAAAUGAAAUUGCUGCUUGAGUUAUUGUCAGUUUCAUACCAGAGAGAAUUAUUUCAGUGAUUUUACUAGCUGGAAGAAACUAAAGAGUAAACUAAACUAAAGAGUAAAAUUGAUGGGCAUACUUAGAUUAAUACUUAGAAUAUUUAGAGUAAUACUAGAUUUUUACUAGAAGAGGGAAAUAAGUGGAAAGGAAACGAUUUAAAGUGUAACUAGAAUUUUCUAAAGCCCAAAUGUUUAUGUAUAGCAUCAACUACUGCAGACUAUCCAAUGAAAUGAAAAACUGGAUGGAAAGAGACAUUGUCUGAUCUUUGAAAGUGUUAUUAAUUUUCCAUACUUUUUUUGUGUUUCAGACUCCUUUACUGAAUUAUGAGCUCAUUGAGAGCAGGGUUUAUAUCUUCAUCAGUGUAACUGGCACUAUUGUAAUAGUUAUUGAUAUGUCAUUUUAGAUUUUAACAAAAGUAUUUGGAAGCCCCUGUCACCUGAUGUCUACUUUUGGUUUAUAAAAUGCUGCUGCUAAUAGUUAAUUUUGACUACUGUGUAUCCUAUUCAUCCAUCAAGUGACACCUCCUACUACUUGCUAUGAAUAAUAUUCCUUCCUGAACUCUCCUUACAAUGCUAAUAACAGUUAACAUUUAUUGAGCAUUUGCUAUGUGAUGACUGUUCAAAGCUCUUUCUAUUAAACUUAACUCUUAUACAA